GGAAGAUGUCUAGCUGUGACAAUAACCUGUCACUUUGUUUCAGUUCCCGACUCGUCUUCCUGAUAGGUUCCYAUAUAAUGACCUACAAACAUAUACUAUUUCAACAGAUUCGAGCAUUCGAACGUACCGUUACGCAAUGGUGCGUCUUUUAUUCUUCAUAGUGCUUGUUAAUGCUUAUUGCAGGCCAUAUGGCGAAUGUUCUACGCCGGAUAACGGCACUACUAAAUCAAAUGCCACAGCGGAGUCAAAUAAGGUGGAAAAUAGCUCUACGUCAUUUACCAAUGGRACAAAGAAUGAAAUCACGGAGAGCAUACUUGAGAAAACUAACGCAGCUCCAGCCUUACCACAACCAGGAGACUGCGACUUUGACAAGGACUGGUGUAACUGGCAAAAUUUAAUUGACGACAAAUUCGACUGGACUAGACAUAGCGGGCGGACCGGAAGCAGCAGUACUGGGCCUGAAUUUGACGUCAGCGGAAAAGGUAGCUAUGUGUACACAGAAGCGUCAUGGCCUAGAAGACCAGGGGAAAUAGCACGCCUUGUUAGCCCAGUGCUAAAUGGUACCCUAUGCAUGCGCUUUCAUUACAGUAUGUACGGUCGUUUCAUGGGAGAUUUACAGAUAUAUGUACAAGAUAACAAGACAAUGAUAUUCUUGUGGGGACGCUACAAAAACCAAGGUUCAGGAUGGCACUCUACUAACGUUACGGUGUACGGCACAAAUUAUAAGGUAUUAUUCAUGGGACGAGUCGGAAAGUCAUACACCAGUGAUAUGGCAAUAGAUAAUAUCACUUUUGUGAAUGGUACGUGUGAUGGUCUCCCAUUGUUCUCUGCUAUCAGUCGACAGGAUCCAUACAUGCAUAAACAAGAAGGAGAAUUUGGCAGUUGUAAUUUUGAUGGUGGGUUCUGUGAAUGGAUCAACGUCCAUUUAGAAGACAACUUUGACUGGACUUUACAAGAAGGACGGACCGCAACUGUAGAUACGGGGCCUCUUGUGGACCAUACAACCGGCAAAGGUAAAUAUCUAUUCAUCGAAUCAUCGCAUCCUCAAACUCGUGGUCAACUAGCGCAACUCAUCAGUCCUCGUCUAUGUGGGGCAAUGUGCCUACAGUUAUUCUACCAUCUCUAUGGCUCACAGAUGGGUGAGAUUGCUAUCUACCAAAGGAGRGGGUUAAAGACCGAUGACAGGAUUUGGGGUGCCAAAGGAGAACAUGGUGAUGUCUGGAAUGAAGCUCUAAUCGAUAUUUCAGGCAAUUGUUAUCAGAUUGUCAUUGAAGGGAAGAUAGGAAAAGGUUAUCUCAGUGACGCAGCUAUUGAUGACAUCAUUUUAACCAAAGGAACAUGCUGUCAAAAACGGUACAGACACUUCGACAUCUCAAAAGGAWACUGUUCAUUUGAUUAUGGAUUUUGUCAGUGGCGAAACGACCUCGACCGCGAUGAUUUUGAUUGGACCUUAUUGGACAAACAAACACCGAGUGCAGAAACAGGACCUGAAGGACCGUAUAACAGCAAAGGCAAUUACGCUUUUGUUGAGUCAUCUGAACCUCAUAUUCCUGGAGACAAGGCAAUUUUAGUCAGUCCAGUGCURAGAGGCCCGGUGUGUCUAAGGUUUAAAUAUCAUAUGUAUGGACAGCACAUAGGAUCACUUGCAAUAUACCGACACGGUAGUGGUGUACAUAGACGCUUGCUUUGGAUUCGCAAGGGAAACAUGGGGAAUUUAUGGCGUAUUGCUACUAUCAACAUUGCCUGCGGAGAACCUUUAUUCCAGAUUGAAUUCGAAGCCAUUAUAAACGGUUGGAGAAGCGACAUUGCCAUUGAUGACAUUCAGUUUGGUCAACAAAUGUGCAACAAGACAAAAGAUGCACCUAUAAUUCUUGAAACAACCGUUCCUACCACUAUCCCACUAACCACUGGUGAUUGUACAUUUCCUGGGACAUUUUGUGAAUGGAAAAACGACCGCGACGAUAACUUUGACUGGGAGAUAGGAAGUGGAAGAACACCUUCAUCAAUGACAGGACCAGGGAAAGAUAUAGAUGGAAACGGCCACUUUUUAUUCAUUGAAGCGUCAAAGCAUCUCUAUCGACACAAAGCCAGUCUAACCAGCGGCUACAUGAAAGGAAAAAAAUGCGUAACGUUUUAUUAUCACAUGUUUGGGGGUGGARUAGGAAGCCUAUCAAUAAAAGUCAUUUCGAAUACAAAUUACAAGAGAUUAGUGUGGUUCCGAUCUGGUAACCAGGGAUCACAAUGGAUGAAAGCACAUGCAAGMACAGAUAUGAAACAUAUAUAUAAGGUUUCGAUAAUAGGCGAGAUAGGACGAACUAGCCAAGGAGACAUUGCCAUCGAUAACAUAUCAUUCAAACCAGGCCGAUGUACAUACACACAAGACACUAUUGCAGACAAUGUACAAUCUAUCCAUGCUACUCCAACGAUUGCAUUUGAUGACCGACCUGAAAACUGUAMCUUCGAAAAAUUUCAUACGUGUAGAUGGAUAAACGUUMAAAACGACGAGUUUGAUUGGAAAUUGUGGAAAGGUGCAACACCAUCAAGAAUGACAGGACCUACCUUUGGUCAUGGGGGAAAAGGUAUAUACAUAUAUGCUGAAGCUACAUCCCCACGAAUGUUUGGAGAUUCUGCUCGUAUCAGUUUGUCACGAGGUGCGUCCAUUUCAUGUAUGCGGUUUUACUACCAUAUGUAUGGUGUCAACAUGGGUACUUUAAACCUCCUAAUGAUCAAUUCAAAUAACAUCAAAACAAUCUGGACGCAAAAAGGUGAUCAAGGAGGUCUGUGGAAAGGGGUUAAAGUGACAAUCGAUAGCAGCUCGUCAUACAAGGUGAUCUUCGAGGCAGUAGUCGGCAAAGGUUUCCAAAGUGAUAUUGCUCUUGACGAUAUAACAUUUAGUGAUGGGCCUUGCGKCGAACUGUCACCGUCGCAACGGCUCUCUACAACAAACUCAUCGUCAGACUCUAUGCAAGCCGAUUGCCCAAGCUGUGCAAAAAAAAGAUGGAACUAAAAAGCGUAUUCCACAAAUGUGCACUCAUAACCAAAACGUAUUCGCAGGUGAAUUAUAAUUUAAUCCCAAUUACUUUCGGAACAACAGAAAAUUGAGAGCUUAUGGAUAUGCUGUUUUAUUUCGAUUGUUAUCGUGCCCGGUCGGCAAGUUGCCAGCAGUCUGCUCUUUUAGGGAAUGUACCGCUCCUAAAAUCCGCGAACCGCCGCGGCAAUUCAUAGUUCGGACAAAUCAAACGCGUAAUUCGCGCGCGCUGGAUUGGCCAAUCACAAUAGAGGACACGUAAUGGCAGUCAUGUUGUCCCACAAAAAAUGUAAACAAACUCGGAUCGGAGGGCGAAUUUGAGAUGGUUUUGAGAUGUUGCUGGGCACUUAUGAGCGCUAGCCAGCCAGGUGAAAUGGAGGACGAUUUAUUUUGAUUCCCAAGUCAAAAACGUAUCAAGAAAAAUGCUUGAAUUGGAUCAAAA
Exaiptasia diaphana is the source of this 3470-nucleotide messenger RNA. Its product is annotated as MAM and LDL-receptor class A domain-containing protein 1. Bases 137 to 3007 code for a protein of 956 amino acids. The record is from RefSeq and is a predicted model, not a curated record. Gene Ontology annotation, cellular component: membrane. NCBI's taxonomy places the organism in Eukaryota, Metazoa, Cnidaria, Anthozoa, Actiniaria, Aiptasiidae. The transcript has 16 exons.